CUUAGGGCUAACGAACGGGGUAACUACCAGUGGCACCGGGUAUAUAAGGAGGCCGAACUUGGGGCAUCAGACACAAGCGUCGUUAUCUCCCUCUCAGGUGGAAGAGCGUCACGAGUUCAAGAUGAACCUGAAAGUGGUGACGGUGUUGUGUGCCGUCGUGGCAGUGGUAGUGGCUAGACCACGCCAGCAUCAGGGGGCGGGAGGAGGCGGAGGAUUCGGAGGAGGUGGUGGCGGUGGAAGUGGGGGAGGCGGUUUUGGAGGAGGAGGAGGAUUUGGAGGAGGUGGAGGAGAUAAAGGAGGUGGUGGCGGAGGCGGCUUUGGAGGGGGUGGUGGAAGUAGUGGAGGAGGAGGCGGCUUUGGGGGAGGAGGAGGAGGGGGAAGCGGAGGAGGUGGCGGAGGUGGCUUCGGAGGAGGAGGAGGAGAAAGUGGAGGUGGUGGAGGAGGAUUUGGAGGAGGAGGAGGAAGCGGGCAGAGGGGAGGCUCUGGCGGAGGAUUUGGAGGUGGUGGAGGAGCUGGAGGCGGAGGCGGACAGAGAGGAGGCUCUGGCGGAGGUUUUGGAGGUGGUGGAGGAGCUGGAGGCGGAGGCGGACAGAGAGGAGGCUCUGGCGGAGGUUUUGGAGGUGGUGGAGGAGCUGGAGGCGGAAGUGGACACAAAGGCGGUUCGGGCGGAGGCUUUGGAGGUGGUGUUGGAGCAAGUCACUCGGGCUAAACUUCUUCAAUAGGACACCGCAAGUAACAAAGUUAUUGUUGAUUAUUAUAAUAAAACAAAGAAAAAUUAA
Molecule: messenger RNA, 779 nt
Organism: Macrobrachium nipponense
Lineage: Eukaryota; Metazoa; Arthropoda; Malacostraca; Decapoda; Palaemonidae
Exons: 3
Coding region: 122-709 (195 amino acids)
Source: RefSeq, a predicted model, not a curated record